AUGGAGAACUUGUUAAAAGAAGAAAAGAAGAGAGGACAGGAGAUGGAGACUUCCUUGAGAAUCUUAAAGGUCGAGCUUGACAACAGGGCCCUCCAAAUACAAAACUUCUUAAACGAGGAAAGAAAAUUGGUAUGUGAAAAAGAAGAACUAGAAGACAAACUAGGAGUCGCUCUCAAUCACGGCAAGGAACUGGAGAGCUUACGAAAGGAAGCAGAACUGAGGGCGAGAAAAAUUACAAAAGAUUUCGAGGAUGAUGUCCAGAAAAGGGAUACACAAAUCCACGAAAUGAGUCUGUAUUAUCAGGAGACUCUGAAGCAGAAGGAUGGCGAAUUGGAGAAGCUGAGGGAAGAUGAUGAAGACCUGAGAAAAGAAUGUGAAAAGUUGAAAGAAAACUGGAGGAUACAAGAGGAAAAUAUGAUCAAGGAACAGCAAGUUUUACAGGGAGCGCCAAAGAAACAGGAAGAAGGCUUUUGA
Macrobrachium nipponense is the source of this 474-nucleotide messenger RNA. RefSeq lists its product as uncharacterized. The record is from RefSeq and is a predicted model, not a curated record. NCBI's taxonomy places the organism in Eukaryota, Metazoa, Arthropoda, Malacostraca, Decapoda, Palaemonidae. Bases 1 to 474 code for a protein of 157 amino acids. The transcript has a single exon.